Neoarthrinium moseri is the source of this 2820-nucleotide messenger RNA. RefSeq lists its product as uncharacterized. Bases 1 to 2820 code for a protein of 939 amino acids. The record is from RefSeq and is a predicted model, not a curated record. Lineage: Eukaryota; Fungi; Ascomycota; Sordariomycetes; Amphisphaeriales; Apiosporaceae. The transcript is spliced from 6 exons.
AUGCGGCAAUCAGACUACGAGACGAUAUCACCGCUAGAGCCGUGCAACAGCAAGGCGGCGCAAGAUUUUUGGGCUGAAAGGAGUAAUUCGUCUUGCCAUGACACCGGCCGACGUUAUUCGAGGCAGUUUGAAGACGAUGUCAGUUCUCUGAGUGCCACCUCAAUUGCCGAAGAGAGAAAGUUUUUCCAGAACGUCGCCGACAUGCCCGACGAGGGUCAUCGAAUUUGGAACCCUCGUCAUCGCGUUUCAUCGACGGUAUCAAUGGAAAAGGGACUCGAUGAGGUUCUUUCGAAGCCAAACUGGAGGCCAAAGUAUCUCCGACGACGAGUACUAGGGUUUGCCGUUUGCGUCUGCCUCUUACUGAUCACUGCCACACAAAUAUUGGUAGGAUACUCCGACAACCAUCACGGAUUGACAUCCAGCUACAAUGGGCUUCAUUAUCUUUGGACAUACGGGCCAACCCCUGUGUUGACUCUUAUUGGAGCGUUUUGGGCACGUAUUGACCACCAAGCCAAGAUUACAGCUCUUGGUUUCGCCUGGCCAGAGGACCAGCUGAUGUUGAGCGAACCUUGCUAUUGGACUAUAUCGGCUUAUUACCGCCUUUCUCUACAAUCAGUGCCAUACGCAACAAUGAUUGCGUCAAGUCUCGUAAACGCAGGCUCGCUUCCCUACUUCAACAUUCGUGGACUUCAGGAGAGCAACCUCAGCUAUCCGGAUGGGGUGUCGGAGAAAUACGCAUACCAGAGAUUCACUGGGCCAACUAUAUCCACGACUGCGGAACUACACGCAACAAUUGAUGAGUUCUCAAGUGACUGCGAACGGGCAACGUUAAACUUGGACCAGGUUCGCUGGCUUGACACCGGCAUUCCGUUGGCGAACUUUACGGCAGCCACCGGAGACUGUCAAGUUUACCCCCAUGGCUGGGGCCGCCAUAUCAUGAACUCGGCCAUGAUAUCUAUUUUUCCCGUCUUGCACCUGGAGCUUGCAAAACUUCUUUGCAAACCAACAUAUAACGUCACCAGGAUCGAUACGAUAAAGAAUGGGACAGACAUCUUGAAUCUUGUGGAGUCUUCGGUGCCGAAUACCAGGACCCUCCCCAAUGUCCACCCAUGGGAUAUCAUGGCGGCGCACAUACAUUCGGUGGCGAAUGUUUUGACCGACAAAUUUGUUGAUACCGCCACUGGAUUAGUAUGGAAAACCCAGAACGUCAACGCCUCGGAUGCUCCAAUUAACGUGGAUCCUUACAUGUACUUGGCUCUAGGCCAGCUCUCGAGACCGUCCCCUUCCUCGGCGACCCUACUGGAAUCUUCGUUCCUCGAAGACACUACAAACUCAUAUUAUCAGCAGCUCGCGGCUUUACUAGCCCAUAAAUUUCUUUCAGAACCCGUCUCCGCGGAGUCAACAGGAUUCGCCUUCCUCUUCGAAGAUCGAGUGGUCGUGAACGACACCGCGAGGCACGUGAUAACAUUUCUCUUCGCGCCGUCCAUUGUCCUUUUGCUGGCGAUUAUGCUGGCUAAACCGAAGAGUAACACUAUCCUCGAGCGUCUCAGGGACUUAGGAAGGGCUGAUCUGGAUGCGAUUCGUGCUAGGCUCGGAAACUCAGAGUAUAUGAUCCGAACUCAAAGCGACAAGUUGUCUCGGGAAGGGUUAUCAGAAAUAUCUGCGACGGAUAUUGCACCCGAAGAAUUCACUGCGUCGGACCGUAAGCUUCAGAACGCCCAUGUAACGCAUCCUUCGUCACUCACCCAUGGCCGAGACAACGAGGGCAUUACGGACCUUCCCCCAGGAGACAAAUAUCUCCAUUACGCUUGGACCACGGCCCCGGCCCUGAUCCUUACCGUCACAGGCCUGAUAUACGCAUCAAUGGAUACGAACAUCAGGAUUCUAACACCAUUCGCGAACUUGAGACAUGGAGGCAGUUUCAGAAAGUCCGCUGCGCUUGAUCCCAUGGAUGUAGGGAUACCACGAAUGUUGCUGAGAGAAUUUCGUACUGGGAGUUUGCCGGCCUUGAGCGGAACCUUGGUUGCGCUGGUUGCAUCGUUGCUCGCCACGUUCUCUUCAUCACUUUUCGUGGUGUCAAACAUUCCCGUCAGGAUAUCUGUGCAAUUGAAGACCGUUUCAUCUUUGAGAAACGACACACCCGCGUAUCACUCCGGUUCGGCGACUCUCGGCCUUGCUAGCUGCCUGAUCCUCGAAAGCAAUCAAAGCUAUCCAGCUUUCACUUACGAAAAUCUGGUAUUUCCUGAGCUUCUCCUAGAUCUCAACAGUACAGCCAACCAUUCCCUCAUCAUAAUGCCACAAUACCGGCGGCAAGAGCAAAAAUGGAUUGCAUCAUACGGCGUAGUGGCAAAGGCAUCCUAUCGGCCGUUCAUCAACAGCUGUAGCGACUUCUCAUACGUCUGGGCAGGCGUGACAUCGGGUACGGACCCGAGGUUGGAGGCCAAUACGGCGAUGACACGUCAUGAAUCUCUUGAGGUGGUUGAUGUUUCGGUCGUCUUUCUCGGAACGGAACUACGUGUCGACCCGGAGAACCCGCCGUAUGCCCUCGUAGAGUCCGUACGUACCAGCUCGGUAAAUAAUAGCCUCUACAAGAUCUCAGAGGUGUAUAGGACCCUACCCAAUGUCACAUCAGGGCUGCUUGACGAGUUUUUCUCUGCCCUGACGACGUCGCGAUACGCCAUUCCAGUCUCCUAUCUAAAGAUACAUCCAGAACACCGAAAAUUCGCAACGCCAUUCUGUUCCAACAUAGGAUCAUACGGGCUCAAGAACUCAACGAUUUUAAGCGAAAACAAGCCGAUAGCACCAACACAUUUAGCGUAG